GGUUUUGCCUCUCCGCUUUCCCCUGAAUUAGACCGAGAAAAAGAGGCACGAGCGCUGCUGGGAUUUUGUGUCCCCUCUCCGGCUACCGAACUGUUCCCGCAUUUGGUUUUAAUAAACACGCUCUACAUUUUCCUCUGUGGAGGAAAGUUGGGGAGGGAAUGAGCAGCGGGGGAAAUUGACCGUGACUUUUUCGGAGGAGAAAGUGGCCCCCCGGUGCCAACAGGGCAGAGAGUUGCUGUCUGUCUGCGGCGUAGCGGACCAUCACUGGGAGAACAGCUAGCUUACUUCUUCUGUAUGUUGCCUCGGAAAUAAAACCACAGCGCCAAGAUGGACCUGAAGCUGCUCUUGGUAUCCAUAUUAUUUGGAGUCUUUUGUUUCAGUAAUGCUCAGAAAGAAGGGAACGAGUGCAUCAAUGCCAACGCCAAAUACUGCGGGGAGUGCAUCCAGGCUGGAGCCAAAUGUGGCUGGUGUAAAGACCCGGAGUUCCUGAAACAGGGUGAGACCGUGUCGACGCGCUGUGACGAGCUGCAGUCUCUGAUAAAAAGGGGCUGUGAUGAUGACAUGAUCGAGAACCCUCGCGGGGAUCAGAAGAUCCUGAAGAACAAAGCGGUGACAAACCGCGGCAGGGGAGAAGGGAAACAAAAGUCAGAAGCCAGACUGAAACUGAAGCCAGAGGAGAUCACUCAAAUCCAGCCUCAGAAACUCAGCCUGAUCCUCCGAUCUGGUGAGCCCCAGUCCUUUGACUUGAAGUUCAAACGAGCGGAGGAUUAUCCCAUCGACCUGUACUACUUGAUGGACCUGUCCUACUCCAUGAAGGACGAUCUGGAGAACGUCAAGAACCUGGGAACCAGUCUAAUGCUGGAGAUGUCCAAGAUCACCUCGGACUUCAGGAUAGGUUUCGGUUCCUUUGUGGAGAAGACAGUCAUGCCGUACAUCAGCACCACCCCGGCCAAGCUGCUGAACCCAUGCACAGGAGACCAGAACUGCACCAGCCCGUUCAGCUACAAGAACGUUUUGAAGCUCACCAGCGACGGCAAGAAGUUCAACACCCUGGUGGGCAAGCAGCACAUCUCUGGAAACCUGGACUCUCCCGAGGGGGGGUUCGAUGCCAUCAUGCAGGUUGCUGUGUGUGGGGACCACAUUGGGUGGAGGAAUGUGACUCGUCUGCUGGUGUUCUCCACCGACGCUGGCUUCCACUUUGCUGGCGAUGGAAAACUGGGUGGCAUCGUUCUGCCCAACGAUGGAAAAUGUCACUUGGAGAAUAAUAUUUAUACCAUGAGCCACUACUAUGACUAUCCCUCCAUUGCUCACCUGGUUCAGAAGCUGAGCGACAACAACAUUCAGACCAUCUUCGCAGUCACAGAAGAGUUCCAGCCUGUUUACAAAGAGCUGAAAAAUCUGAUUCCAAAAUCUGCAGUAGGGACUUUAUCUGCCAACUCCAGCAAUGUCAUCAACCUUAUUAUAGACGCCUACAAUUCGCUCUCCUCAGAGGUCAUUUUGGAGAACAGCAAGCUUCCAGAGGGAGUGACCAUAGCUUACACAUCGCACUGUAAGAACGGAGUGGUUAGUGAAGGGGAAAGUGGACGGAAGUGCUCCAACAUCUCCAUCGGAGAUCAGGUCAUGUUUAGCAUCACUGUGACAUCUAAGGGCUGUCCUAAGCAAGGCAAGCCUGAAACCAUCAAGAUCAAGCCCCUGGGAUUCACAGAGGAGGUGGAGAUUACCCUCAACUUCAUCUGUGAGUGUGAAUGCAACCAGGACGGCAUCGAGAACAGUGAACUCUGCCACUUCGGUAACGGCACCUACGAGUGUGGAGCCUGCAAGUGUAAUGAAGGACGAGUGGGCAGACAGUGUGAGUGCAGCAGCAACGAUGUGGCCACAGAGGACAUGGACCGGACCUGCAGGAAAGACAACGGCACCGACAUCUGCAGCAACAAUGGAGACUGUGUGUGCGGCACGUGUGAGUGCAAGAAGAGAGAUAACCCCGAGGAGAGGUACAGCGGCCAGUACUGCGAGUGUGACAACUUCAACUGUGACCGCUCUGGAAACAAACUGUGUGGAGGGCAUGGACGCUGUGAGUGCAGAGUGUGUGUCUGUGACCCCAUGUGGACCGGAAGUGCCUGUGAUUGUUCUCUGGACAACAGCACAUGUAUGGCCAGCAACCAGCAACUCUGUAACGGCAGAGGAACGUGUGAAUGUGGCACCUGCAAGUGUACUGAUCCCAAAUUCCAGGGUCCCACCUGUGAGACUUGUCCUACCUGUCCAGGGGUCUGCACUGAACACAAGGAGUGCGUCCAGUGCCGGGCGUUUGGCACGGGUGAGAAGAAGGAAACAUGUGAGAGAGACUGCAGCGACUUCAACCUGAUCAAGGUGAAGGACCGGGAAAAGCUGCCCCAGCCCAACGACGCCACCUACCCCGUGAUGCACUGCAAGGAGAGAGACGCCAACGACUGCUGGUUCUACUACACCUUCGCCGUCAACAACAACACUCAGAAGGAGGUGCAUGUGGUGGACAUACUGGACUGCCCCGCCGGGCCUGACAUUAUCCCCAUCGUGGCGGGCGUGGUCGCCGGCAUCGUCCUGAUUGGCUUGGCCCUGCUGCUCAUCUGGAAGCUGCUCAUGAUCAUCCACGACAGGAGAGAGUUCGCCAAGUUCGAGAAGGAGAAGAUGAACGCCAAAUGGGAUACGCAAGACAACCCAAUAUACAAGAGUCCUAUCAAUCAGUUCCAGAAUCCAAGCUAUGGACGUAAAGCUGCUGUCCUUUAAGGUGAAAAUCCCAUCUACAAAAGUGCUGUCACGACUGUGGUCAAUCCAAAAUAUGAAGGAAAAUAACUGGUCACGGUUUUCCAUGAACUCUGCUAUCAAGUAUCCGACAACUGCAGUAUUUACCACAGGUCUGCGGAGGAACCUGUGGUCGAGUUUCUGUCAUUUCCUUUUGUUGCUUCCCCAUUAUAAUGUACCCAGCAGCCACUGCAUCUGUAUUUUUACUAACACCUAUGAUUUAUAUGCAUUUGUGAUAUGUUAGAUGUACAGUAUCAAGUAUGUGUAUAUACUUUUAAGUUGCAUAUUUGCAAAAAACAAUGACAUGAAGGUGUUCUCUUCCUGCCACAGGACUGGUAUGGCAGAGGAUUACACCUUUUUUUUUUAACAGCACAAUAUGGACACUAUGGAUAUUCAAUUAUUCUGCAGCUUCUGUCUCGUUCUCAGACACUUCUCUGUCUCUUCGUCUCUCUGUGCACUGACUUCCUGUGUGUCUCUGUGUGUCAGAUAGGACAUGACUUCUAUAUGUAAAUUGUCAGCCAUAGCAGCACAUAAGGUCAAUGUGUGUGUGUGUGUGUGUGUGUGUAUAUAGAUAACAACUGAAAUGUUAAAGGUCAUGUCAUGCUUUUCCGGUUAUUACCCAUCCCCUUGUGUGUUAUGAAGGUUUUUCUGCAUGUAAACAGUCUGCAGUCACAAACCCUCAAAGUACACCCUGUAGCGAGUACAACUCUAACACAGAAAAGACCUGUCUAUGCUGCCCCAGAACGCCUCGUUGGACAUUUUCUUUUUUCUUCCGGGUACCAAGUGACGUAACGACGACCAAAUGGACCCAUCCGUGGAGCUCCAACAAGCCGUGUAGGACAGAGAGUGAAUACACAUACUAUACAGAGAUGCUGUAUGAGAAAACCAAUGUGAUUUUGGAACAUUGAACAAUGUCAAUCUAUUCUAGUAGACCUCAACAAUGGAAUUAUGAUCAGUAGAAAUGGCCAUAACAUGGGACCUUUAAGUAUUGAAUAAUAUUUCACAUUCAACUUUGAUUUGACCAUUUGUUGAAACAGUAGUGGUGUGGUUGUAAAUGUAGUUUUGAACUGCAGCUUUACAUUUGAAUGCACUCUUUGUGAGUAUUGUUCUGAAGGAGUAAAUAAAUACACAAUAUGAAGAAUUGUUGUUAUCACAAAGGGACUGUAUACCACUUGUUGAAAUUAUGAUAUUGUGGCAAUGUUGAACAAUCCACAGAUUUGUAUAGUUAUGAUACAAGUUUAACGUUGAACAUUGUUGUACUUGCAGUAACUUUAUUACUCUUUCUCAGGUCCUUUCCUGUGUUCUUGUCAAGUACGCCAAAAAUAGUUUUGUGUUGGCUUAUUUUCGUAAACUAGUGAACUCAUGUGUGAGUCAUUCUGUCAAUUUUGAGAUCAUAUGACGGAAACAAGAGUGUUUCUGUUCCGUAUUCACAUGAAUCACCUCUGAAAUGCUUUCACCUCCCAAUGCCUCUGAAGUACCACAUGCAAGCCUUUAAAGUAUUGUUUUCAAAGUGCCUUUUAUUUCAAUAUCUUGUUCUCUCCCAAUGCUGUUUGAGUUAUUUAUUAAAAGUACAACAAAUGUC
Gymnodraco acuticeps is the source of this 4360-nucleotide messenger RNA. It is a transcript of the gene itgb1a, whose product is annotated as integrin, beta 1a. The record is from RefSeq and is a predicted model, not a curated record. Gene Ontology annotation, biological process: cell adhesion mediated by integrin; integrin-mediated signaling pathway; cell migration. Gene Ontology annotation, molecular function: fibronectin binding; C-X3-C chemokine binding; collagen binding involved in cell-matrix adhesion. The coding region runs from base 328 to 2763 and encodes 811 amino acids. The transcript has 17 exons. Gene Ontology annotation, cellular component: focal adhesion; cell surface; integrin complex. Lineage: Eukaryota; Metazoa; Chordata; Actinopteri; Perciformes; Bathydraconidae.